AUGCCUGUCGAUUACGCCUCGAAGAUCCAGCAAUAUAAGGUUCCCAAUCUCCCUGAAGCCGGAGCCAACGUGUUCUUUGGCGAUGUUCUCGGGAAUAAGUCAUUGACAGGGUCAUGGUUCUUGCUUGAGGGGCCCUCUGAUUCGACACCGCCCAAAUAUCCUUACGACGAGUCGGGAAUUCUUAUAGAAGGGGAGCUUAGCAUCAAGGAUGAGACUGGCAAGAAGAUCAAUCUGCAGCCAGGGGAUACUUUUUUUGUUCACAACGGCUCUGAGAUCACUUUCUCAACCCCCAAAUUCGCCUUGGCAUAUAAGACUUCCAACCGGCCGGUUUCUAAGUUGUAA
Molecule: messenger RNA, 342 nt
Organism: Cladophialophora psammophila CBS 110553
Lineage: Eukaryota; Fungi; Ascomycota; Eurotiomycetes; Chaetothyriales; Herpotrichiellaceae
Exons: 3
Coding region: 1-342 (113 amino acids)
Source: RefSeq, a predicted model, not a curated record